CCACGCGCUACACUUCUAAUUCAAUCUCACUGCUGAAAAGGAGAUAAAUUUAAUUCAGCGCAUUUCUUAUAAAUCCUUAAUUGGAAAAGAAUUACUAUCAUCAUUCGACAUGCCACCUCCCCUCCCCUCCUCCCAUCGCGGCAUGACCGCAAACCCCAUCCGACCAAGCAGAUACCGACCCGGCAAAGCCAUCGCGGAGGAGCCCUCAUCAUCGGAAGAAGAGGACGAAGAGGAAGCAGAAGCCAAGAAGGAAGCCGAGAGACAGAGACAGCAGGAACGGCGCAGACUCGAACAACAGCGACGACAAGCUCCCAAGGCGAGCUCGUUUCCUGCGGGCGCGGCGAAGAUCGCUCAGGGUGUUAAAGAUGUGGAGAUUGAGGAGGAGGAAGCGGAUGAGGAUGAAGAGGGGUUUGUGACGGAGGAUGAGGAGGAAGAUGAGGCCACGCCUGCGAAGGCGGCUGCUCCUGUUGCUGGCGACAGGGUGGCUGCUGCUGCUGCUGCUGCCUCGGCGCGGACGGCUACGGUGAAGGAUGAAUCGGAGGAAGAAGAGGAGGAGGAGGAUGAAGAGGAAGAGAGUUCCGAAGAAGAGAGCAGUUCCGAAGACGAGGCACCGCGCAGAGUACUUUUACGACCUACGUUCAUCAAGAAAGACAAGCGCAACAACGCCCCCGCCCAAACACAGAACGGCCAAGCCGCGACAGGCACAGUGGUGGAUUCCUCAGCCGAGACAGAGGAGCGUCGGAAACAGCGACAGGAGAAAGCCGACGCUUUGAUUCGGGAACAACUAGAGAAGGACGCCAUUGCUCGGAGCGAGGCGAACCGGGCGUGGGAUGACGACGAACUCGAGGUAGGCGAAGAAGGCGCGAUUGAUGAUACGGAUGGAAAGGAUCCAGAGGCCGAGUACGCAGCGUGGAAACUCCGAGAACUGAAGCGCAUCAAGCGCGAGCGUGAAGCGAUCGAGGCUGCAGAGAAGGAGCGUGAAGAGGUCGAGCGGCGCAGGAAUCUCACUGCCGAGGAGCGCGAUCGCGAAGAUCGCGAAUACCUCGCCAAGCAGGAGGAAGAGAAGGAGGCUACUCGAGGCCAGGCCGGAUACAUGCAGCGGUACUUUCAUAAGGGAGCGUUUUUCAGCGAAGACAUGGAGCGCGAGGGACUCGCUCAGAGAAAUAUCAUGGGUGCGAAGUUUGCGGACGAUGUCUCGCGGGAGACUCUACCUCAGUACAUGCAGAUCCGUGAUAUGACGAAGCUUGGAAAGAAGGGACGUACGCGCUAUAGGGAUCUGAAAUCAGAAGACACAGGUCGCUUUGGCGAAGGGUUCCAGAACAGGUCUCGGAAUCGCGAUGGUGGAGCCCCUAUAGGCAUUACCGACGAGCGAUUCAUGCCUGACCGUGAUCGUGAUGAUAGACCUAAGGGACCUACUGGGGCAAACGCCUCUGCUGUGCAUGAGAGACGGAGGUCUAGAUCGCGAUCACGCUCGCCGCGACGAGACCGUCGCGAUCGUUCAGCAGAUCGGUAUAGGCCUGAUACGAGCAGUCGCAGGAAACGGAGCCCGUCGCCUUAUGAAGAUCGGGAGAAACGGAGGCGCGUGAGUGUUUCGCCCGAACGGUAAAGAGAAGCAUGAAAAUAGGGACAUGAAGACCUUC
Aspergillus costaricaensis CBS 115574 is the source of this 1640-nucleotide messenger RNA. RefSeq names its product microfibrillar-associated 1 family protein. NCBI's taxonomy places the organism in Eukaryota, Fungi, Ascomycota, Eurotiomycetes, Eurotiales, Aspergillaceae. Gene Ontology annotation, biological process: mRNA splicing, via spliceosome. The transcript has a single exon. The record is from RefSeq and is a predicted model, not a curated record. Bases 110 to 1606 code for a protein of 498 amino acids. Gene Ontology annotation, cellular component: U2-type spliceosomal complex. Gene Ontology annotation, molecular function: RNA binding.